This is a messenger RNA of Zingiber officinale, 1205 nucleotides long. RefSeq lists its product as uncharacterized. NCBI's taxonomy places the organism in Eukaryota, Viridiplantae, Streptophyta, Magnoliopsida, Zingiberales, Zingiberaceae. The transcript has 2 exons. The record is from RefSeq and is a predicted model, not a curated record. The coding region runs from base 177 to 671 and encodes 164 amino acids.
UAUAUACGUGCUCAUUGGCCCGGUCGAACCUCGUUCACCGGGCGUGCGUGCUUCGAGGCCAAUCCCUCAUGUUUCCCAAAAGCUGAAGGAAAGAAUCCUAGUGAAUUGGUCUGUAAACAGAGGGCGACCAAUAAGACUAGCUUACGCACUCAGGCUUUCCGGACUCCAAAACUCAAAUGGCAGCAAUGGUAAUUGAAUCCAGAUGGGAACUCUAUACGCUUCUACUUGAAUCUCCAUCCUUUCUUGUCAUUCUCGAAGCAUCAAUGGAUCUUGAUCAAAAGAUAGAGGCCCUUUCUUCUAAGACCCUAUUCUUCCCUUCUGAAGAAGAAAAGAGGAAAAGGAAGACAUUUGGUUUAACCAUUAGCACAGCUUUUCACCCCAGAUCUUUCCAUCUAUUUAGUGCAAAGCUCUCCAACUUCUGUGUCAAUCCUAACACACAGCCAAUUAAAGCCGAUUUCCACCUUUCCGCCUCCUUCGCACUCUGGUUUCAAUCGUGCGAUCUUGACUCCCUCAUUCACUGUAGGUGGGACAAACGUCAGUGCACAAUCUGCAGAUCGAAUCCUGAAAAAUUUAAAGAGAUCAGCCCAGCUACCAGAUCAACAAUGGAGGUCGAAGAGUUUUCAAUCUCCAGUUCUUCUUCUCCAUCACCUCGAUUUUGCUCUUCAAAUUGAGUAGACGAUGACGGUCUCGUAGUAUCCUUCGAUUCUAGAGUCAAAGGCUUCCCAGUUUUGCGCUGCUUCUUCCUCGCCAUGAGAACGGCGUAAAGUAAAUUAGCAAAACGAGCUAAUCAUGCGCCGAGAGAAAAGGCUCGUAACUACCUCAAUUAUGUAGCAUAAUUUUGAUUAAAGCUUUUUGUUUUUUCAUCUUCCACCAGGCGAAAACCUCACUGUGUUGAAGUCCCCGGUGACCAACCAUGGUCCUGGAAUGCGUUUAGACACUUCCUUUAGCUGCUCUCAAAGACAUCUCCUCUCAGAUAGUUGGUUUGAGGCCUUUUAUACCGCUAUUCCUGACCUUAUAAAGGAAUAAAGGAAUAGAGUAAGGGGGAAUUGUUUGAGUGUUAUAAUCUUUCGAACUGGAGAAAGAAAAUCUUUCUCAAUUCUUUUGUCCCAGCAGCUACAAGAUAAAAGAUCUCUGUAUCUCGUUAAUGUCAUAGUUAUAUUAUAGAUCAGCAAAAUUCUGCCGUUCCCGGCUUCAUUCUCUACAGU